AUGUCUACGAUACUUAAUUCAUCAGAAGAUAAUAAUAAUAAUAAUAAUUUAAAUCAAAAUCAAAAUGCAUUUGCAACUAUAAAAUCAAAUAAUGAACAUCAGCAACAGACUGAUUCAAAUUUAACUAAAAAAUUAUUAACAGAACAUCGAGACUUGUCAUCUUCAUCCGGAACAUCUUCACUUAGUCAAGCUGUUCAUGCUGCUUUAGCUAAUGUUAUUCAAGAUCCAUUAAUAACAGCUACAGGUGAUUCAUGUGUUACUAAUCAUCAAUCUUAUGGAGGCGGUGAUUCAACAAUAAAUAAUACAAAUCAAUGUGAAAACUGUUCCAAACUUAGACAACAAUUAACUCUUCUUAUAUAUGAAGUACUUAAUCUAGAAAAUACAAUGGAAUCAAAAAUUUGUGAAUAUGUUCAACGACGAUUAAGUGAAAUAGCUAUAUCAGAACAAUUAACAUCAUCAAAAAUUAAUUCAUUAAUUACAAAUGAUAAUAUUAAAUCAACAACACAAAUAGAUUUAACAACAACAAAUAAUGAGAAUAUUGAUUUAUCAUCAAAUAGUUCAACAUGUAAUUAUACAAUGGCUCAAAAUAAUAAUCAUAUUAUACUCGAUAGUAAUAAUUUAAAUGGACGAACAAUUAAAAAUCUUGAUAAUAAUCAACAAUCAAUGAAUAAUGCAUUAAAAUAUCGUGCAGAACGAACAUUAACAUUUGAAAAUGUUCUCAUUGGUGAUUCAACAUUAAAAUAUCUUGAUCCAGCUCGAUUUGAUAUCGAAAGAAAAACAUAUAUUAAAACAAUGCGUGGUAAACGAGUAGCACAAGCUCUUGAAUUUAUUCAAACAACCCGUUUUAUUGGUACGAAAAAAAUAAUGUUUCAUAUUGGUGCAAAUGAUCUUAAUCGUGAUAAAUUAAGUGAACAAGAAGUUAGUGAACAAAUCAAAGAAUUAAUUGUAACAACAAAAACUUUUAGUCCACAAUCAGAAGUUUAUAUUUCACUUAUUUUUCCUCGACAAUCAAAUGAUGAAAGUCGAAUAAAAACUGAAAAAUUAAAUUAUUUAUUACAAGCUAUGGCAUCACCUGAAUUAAAAGUAUUUAUUAUUUCUCAUCCAAAUAUUUCACAUGAUAUACGUGGUUGUUUUGAAGAUUCGACACAUUUAUCAAAAGCAAAAGGUACAAUUUUAUUCGAAGAAAAUAUAAAAAAAGCUAUGGGUUUAAAAAUUUCAACCAUAUCAUCAAAUAAUAAUCAACGAAUAUCAUCAAUGUGUCUUAAUACAAAUAAAUUUCCAACAACCACAACAACACGUCUUCCACUUGGAUUAAAACUUUCGAAUACAAAUACAAAUUCUAAUCUUUAUAAUGUCAAUAAUAAUGCUUUAAUAAAUCCAAAUAAUAUAGUUAAUAUGAAUAUGCUUAAUGCAAAUGCAUUAUCAGCUUAUUUAUCAUUUUUGGUCGGUGGAUUCCGAUCUUAA
Rotaria sp. Silwood2 is the source of this 1464-nucleotide messenger RNA. The record is from the annotation of a GenBank genome assembly. NCBI's taxonomy places the organism in Eukaryota, Metazoa, Rotifera, Eurotatoria, Philodinida, Philodinidae.